Molecule: messenger RNA, 941 nt
Organism: Phycodurus eques (leafy seadragon)
Lineage: Eukaryota; Metazoa; Chordata; Actinopteri; Syngnathiformes; Syngnathidae
Gene: exosc3
Product: exosome component 3
Exons: 4
Coding region: 47-790 (247 amino acids)
Biological process (GO): poly(A)-dependent snoRNA 3'-end processing; TRAMP-dependent tRNA surveillance pathway; exonucleolytic trimming to generate mature 3'-end of 5.8S rRNA from tricistronic rRNA transcript (SSU-rRNA, 5.8S rRNA, LSU-rRNA)
Cellular component (GO): cytoplasmic exosome (RNase complex); nuclear exosome (RNase complex)
Molecular function (GO): RNA binding
Source: RefSeq, a predicted model, not a curated record
UCAUCAACACGUGCGAGCGGAACACAGUGGACGGCAGCAAGCGAUCAUGUUCUCGCGGUUAAAAGACAAAGUAGGCUCGGUUCUGCUGCCGGGGGAUGAGUUCUGCUUGGACAGGGCCUCCGCCGCCGACACCAUCCCCCUGGCGGGCCCGUCGAAGCCGGACAAGGUGGUUUGCGGGCCCGGGCUGCGGCGGAGCGGUGACCGCCUGCUGGUGUACAAAAGCGGGGUUCUGCGACACAAAGAGCCCAACAUGUUCUGGAUGGACGCCCAGCACAAACGGUACGUUCCGGCCAAAGGAGAGACGGUCAUCGGCAUCGUGACGUCCAAGUCUGGCGACGUGUUCAAGGUGGACGUGGGCGGAAGCGAGCAGGCGUCAUUGUCCUACUUGGCCUUCGAAGGCGCCACCAAGAGGAACCGACCCAACGUGCAGGUGGGCGACCUGCUGUUUGCGCAAUUGAUCGUAGCCAAUAAGGACAUGGAGGCGGAACUAGUGUGCGUGGACAGUGCGGGACGAGCCAAUGGGAUGGGAGUGUUUGGAGCGGGUGGUCUUCUCUUCAGGGUCUCACUGGGUCUUGUCAGGCGGUUGUUGGCGCCCGAGAGUGAAUUGCGGUCAGAGCUGGAGCAGCUGUUCCCCUGCGAGCUGGUGGCGGGCAUGAACGGCCGCCUGUGGGUCAAGUCGACGAGCGUUCAGCGGACGCUGGUUGUCGCCAACCUGCUGGAGAGCUGCGAGAACAUGACGCCCGCGCAGAGGCGCAAGCUCUUCAGGAAGCUGGCCCAGGGGGCGCUCUAGAGACGCAAGAGGACGCCGGAGAACGAAACUGGCCAAAUGUUUGGACUCAAGGGGCCACAUUUGUUUUUGCCACAGACAAUCAGGACAGCUCACUCCUACAUUUGCUGUAAAAUAGCUGCAAUUGUUUAUUUUAAUAAAAUAAUUCACUCAU